Messenger RNA from Cariama cristata (Red-legged seriema), 1884 nucleotides. RefSeq names its product nuclear pore membrane glycoprotein 210-like. The record is from RefSeq and is a predicted model, not a curated record. NCBI's taxonomy places the organism in Eukaryota, Metazoa, Chordata, Aves, Cariamiformes, Cariamidae. The annotation marks the transcript as partial. The transcript is spliced from 13 exons. Gene Ontology annotation, cellular component: nuclear pore.
GUGUACGUAACUGAACCUAGUGGGAUGGAGUUCACACCAUGUCAAGUUGAAGCACGUAUUGGCCAAAUAUUGGAGCUGCCUCUGAGAAUUAACGGCCUAACAAAUGUUGAAACGGGCAAGACGGUCCCACUGAGCGACUGCUCACACUUUGAUCUAGUUGUGGAAGUAGAAAACCGUGGUGUGUUCAGGCCACUUCAAGGAAGGCUUAAGCCAACUGCUGAUUUUUGUAGUGGAGUCAGAGUGAAAGCUGAAACUCAAGGAUACACAGCACUUGUUGUUAGUUACACCCAUGGUCAUGUCCACCUCAGUGCUAGCAUCACCAUUGCUGCUUAUUUACCGUUAAAAACUAUUGAUCCUCUGUCUGUUGCUUUAGUGACUUUGGGUUCCUCUAAAGAUAUGUUAUUUGAAGGAGGACCUAGACCAUGGGUACAAGAACCUUCAAAGUUCUUCAGGAACGUCACUGCUGAGGAUGCAGAAAGUAUUGGUCUGUCUUUAUUUGGACCUCCUACAUCUCGAAAUAACCUCCAGCACUGGGUCAGAGUGUCUUGCAAAAGCCUGGGAGAGCAAGUUAUUGCCUUAACAGUUGGAAACAACCCCACAAUCACCAACCCUUUUCCAGCAGUUGAGCCUGCUGUUGUGAAGUUCAUCUGUGCUGUCCCUUCACGACUCACUUUGACUCCUGUUUAUGGAAGUCCUCAGCUUGAUCUCUCCUGCCCUUUGCUACAACAAAACAAGCAAGUGGUUCCUGUUUCAAAUUAUCGCAAUCCAGUACUGGAUCUGGCUGCAUAUGACCAACAGGGCAGUAGAUUUGAUAACUUCAGUUCUCUUAGUGUUAUCUGGGAAUCAACAAAAACGUCCUUAGCUAAUAUUGAGCCUGAUACGCCAAUGGAGCUGACUCUGAAAGAAGAUGGAAGUGGUCAAAAGAAAAUGCAUGGCUUACAAACUGUACUAGUUCAUCAUGAGUCUGGAACAACUGCCAUCUCUGCAACUGCAACAGGGUAUCAGAAAUCCCAUCUCAAGGCAGCUAAAGUAAAAAUACCGUAUGAACCUCUUCUACCAGUGUCUGCCAGUAUCGAACUGAUACUAGUGGAAGAUGUAAAAGUGAACCCUACUGAUGUCUCCAUUUACAAUCACCCUGACAUACAGGCAGAACUUUUCAUCAAAGAAGGUUCUGGAUAUUUUUUCAUUAAUACCAGUGUUGCAAAUGUUGUAAGAGUGGCUCAUGAGGAAACUCAAGGUAUUGCUUUGGUGCAUCCUCUCCUUCCAGGAUCAGUGACUGUAAUGAUUCAUGACUUGUGUUUGGCUUUCCCUGCACCAGCUAAAGCUGAAAUUUAUGUAUCUGAUAUACACGAACUGUACGUCCGAGUUGUUGACAAGGUGGAGAUUGAAAAAACAGUUAAAGCUUAUGUCAGGGUUCUGGAUGACUCUAAGAAACCUUUUCUGGCGAAAUACUUUGCUGUCAUGGAUCUAAAACUAAGGGCAGCAUCUCAGAUUGUUUCACUUGUCCCACUCAGUGAAGCUCCUGAUGACCAUACUGCUGCUUUCCUAGUGCAUGGGAUAGCCAUUGGGCAGACUAGUCUUACCGCAACUGUUGCUGACAAAAGAGGACAAAGAAUCAGCUCUGCUCCACAACAGAUUGAAGUUUUUCCCCCAUUUAGACUACUGCCAAGGAAAGUGACCCUAAUUAUUGGGGCCAUGAUUCAGAUCACUUCAGAAGGAGGCCCUCAACCUCAGUCCAACAUCAUUUUCUCCAUCAAUGAUGAGAAGAUUGCGUCAGUGAACAGCACUGGACUUGUCAGAGGAGUGGCAAUUGGGAAUGGAACGGUAACAGGAGUGGUGCAAGCUGUUGAUGCAGAGACAGGCAAUCUUGUCAUGGUGUCUCAG